AUGGGUUUCUUCAAGCGUCUCCGAUCUAAAGUCAAAAAUUCCGGUAGAAGCAAAAAGUCAGGGUACCUUGAUCAAGAUGCAUAUGAUCAGUACUGCGGCAGACCUGCUAGGGACUACACAAAAAGGCUCCCCCCAACGUUGCUCCACAGCAUCUUUGCCAGUGUAUGCCCGCAUUCGCUCGAUGAUUCUCUUACCUCGUCAGAGGAGUCAGUCACGGUAAAUGACUGUAUGCUUUGUGAUAUGCGCGACCUGGCUCACUGUGCGCUUGCUUGCCGCGCAUGGUGCCGUGUUGCCCAGGAAUUACUAUAUCAGCAUGUCCGCAUCGACGCCGUCCACUACUGCGAACUCGAGAUCGAAUUGGCCGCGAAGCGAAAGAAGUCCUCAUGGUUAAACCACAAUGCAGAUCCUAUCGAUGCCCCGAGAACACGUCUACUGCUAUUUAUGCGGACCGUCAGAGAGUCAACGGACCUAGGAGAGCUGGUUCUCUCCUUGCGCAUGCCCUACAUGACACGGGAAGCGAGCAAGAGCGAGAUAGCACGGACAAUUUCUGUUCUUCCAAAUUUACGAUAUGUCGACCUGCCGGCUGGAGUUUUCACGGACGAUGCAGCGUCGCAUUUCCUCAAGGUGGAAUUGAUGGCCAGGUGCCCCGAUCUUCGCCGCAUGAAAUACGCUCAUGGAUCCGAACGGAGCCUUUCUACGAUCCCGCACAAGCAACCUUGGGCAAAUAUCGAAGUCCUGGAACUCUCCAAGAUCGCUGUCGAGCCGUCGUUGCUGCGCCAAGUGCUCGGCUGCUUCCCGCAACUACAAGACCUGAAGCUAGAGGAAAUGCAAUGGCUGGAGAGCUCCAUUUUCGAGCUCAUGCCUUCGUCGCCACCGUUUCCAUCGUUGCAGCGACUUACCCUGCAAGAUACCCCGAACGUCACCGCCAGGGGGCUAGCGGCCUACCUUUCUACACCUCAGAAUAUCCGUGCUCUGAAGCACCUUUCACUCCUUACCACCGGCGUUGUGCCACAAGAGCUACAUGAAAUCCUAACGCGAGCCACCUCCCUCGAAACACUGUCUAUAAUCUACGAAGUCACCCGUGCGUUUCCGACCGGAAGCGUCCCACUCCUGUGUUCCACAUCCUUAACACUCCUCCACUACGAAAUCACCUCCGAGCCGGGCGCCUAUGGUGCUCAGCCAGUCUCCGCGUCGUACUACACAUACCUGAUGUCGUCUCUCCUCGCGGGCGACCUUCCGGCCUUAAACGUCCUUUACGUGCGUGACGCCCACUUCUCAGAGACAUUAAUGCUCGCCCCUCCACCGCGACUGCUAGGCGGCGGCGAAGGCGGUCCCCAGUCAGUCGGGAGAGGUUUCAACCAGUUGCUCGCUGUGUACAGCAAGGGUAUGGACGAGCUGGAGUGGAACUUCACGACCUAUGAACCUUUCGCUGGUUCUGAACGGCGUACAAGUGUUGCACGACCGCUCAGCCUCCACGGGGCGCAGCUAGGGCCGAGCUGGGGGGAGAACGCCCGUGAGAGUGUGCUUAUGAAUAACGGGGUCAACGGGUUUCUCGCUGUACCGUCAGACCAGCGGCCGAAGAGUAGCAGUGGAUGGUCGCAAAAGGGCGCGCCGAGGGAUCUAUGGCGGUAG
Coccidioides immitis RS is the source of this 1632-nucleotide messenger RNA. RefSeq names its product F-box domain-containing protein. The transcript is spliced from 2 exons. Bases 1 to 1632 code for a protein of 543 amino acids. Lineage: Eukaryota; Fungi; Ascomycota; Eurotiomycetes; Onygenales; Onygenaceae. The record is from RefSeq and is a predicted model, not a curated record.